Verticillium dahliae VdLs.17 is the source of this 2031-nucleotide messenger RNA. RefSeq lists its product as uncharacterized. The record is from RefSeq and is a predicted model, not a curated record. The transcript has 2 exons. Bases 1 to 2031 code for a protein of 676 amino acids. NCBI's taxonomy places the organism in Eukaryota, Fungi, Ascomycota, Sordariomycetes, Glomerellales, Plectosphaerellaceae.
AUGACAACAGACGCGGCUCCCCAGGUCAACGACCUACUCAUCGUGACGGAUGCUACAUCAUCGAUGAACAGUUACCUACAAGCUCUCCGCGACGUCCUUCCCGACAUCAUCCGGGUUUCCUCUCUCACACGCUGCUUUUCGCGCGUCGGCAUCAUUGCCUACCGUGACUAUGGCGGCCGUACCAGCGCGGCUCCUGUGACGGAAUGGUCCGGCUGGAACUACAUGGACGAAAACGACGACAAUGGCAAAAUCAUAACCCAAACCUGGCUCAUCGACUUCGCCAACACUCUUCAUGGCAGUGGGAGCUACGACUGGCCCGAGGCCGCCAAGACUGGCCUCGCACUCGCACACAGCGUCAUGCGCGACGACGCGACAACCAUCAUGCUGCUCUUCACUGAUGCCCCUCCGCACCUCCUAGCCGUGGGAGGCGUACCAUGUCAGGCUGAGAUCGUCAAGCUGUCUGACCUGAGGAGUUUUGUCGGCAGCGGCCCCGGCUUUGUCGAUUCAAUCUCCGGUGCCACCCUCUUGUCGGACGGCGACCGCAAGGCCCAAGUCUUUGCCCUCGUCCACGCCACGGAUGUCCAGGCGUCACUCCUGUACCUGACCGCCAUGACAAACGGCAACUAUUACCACCUCAAAUCAGCCACGUCAGACGUCGUUUCCGACUUGACCAUGCAUGUGUUCCUGACCUGGAUGGGACUUGCGAGCGACCAAGACGAACACUUCAACGAUAUCGUAACGACUGCCACCUACCGCAACACAGAUGGGCUGAGAGAUGCUCUGAAGGAAGGUGACUCGAGCCUGCGACGUUUCAUGGAUCCGCAAGCUUGGCAGCAUCAGUCCAGCCACGUCAACUUCAACAUGACGUUGAGCGAAAAGGCUCAAGGCCAUGGGACGACUGUGAUUGUCACGAACCCGCGCGCGUCGCCCAUGCAAGCGCUCGAGGCGCGAUACGCCAAUGAUGCCGAGUACCGCGUCUUUGUGUCACAGCAGCUCGCCGCCAUCAUUGAUACGAACGCAUCCGCCGUGGCGACACAUCCCGUCUACGGCUCGCUCUGGCGCGCCGUCUGUGCUGACAGGGCGAACGAUGCCCGAGACGGUCUGGUCAUGGCGUUUGGACAGGCCGUCGACCGUAUCACCAGUGAAACAAGACGUCGGAAAAUGAAGGACUGGCUCGCGCAGUCUUACGAUUUCAGCGCCGUCAUCCAAGAUGCCAUCGGCGACAUGACCGAGGACGAACGUUAUCCCUGCGUGCUUUUCGACCCAACAGAGAAUUUCACGGCCGUCGCUACCGCCGGAGGCACAGACAACCGACAAGUCACAGACUUGACUCGCGAAGAACUCCUCGAGAUUGGACGAUCGUGUGACCCUAGUAUUCUUCGCCGCCUCGGCAAGGUGCUCGCGCAGAUGAAAUAUGUCGCCACCGAGGCCGAUCUCCCUGCCCACCUCAGAGACGGGCCUGGCGUAGAUGUUCCUCGUAUCCCUCUGGCGCUCGCAAAGCCUGAGCACAAGCGCAGCUUUUGGAAGCUCCUGCUUCAUACCGUUGUUCCAGGCACGCAGCUUUCCACGCGCCCUGCCGCGCUGCUUGCCGCCCUGGCCCUUCGCAAGGGAAUCCUGCCGCUGAGAGCGGUCGCCGACCAAGAAAUGAUUGCGUUCAGUGACAAGUGGAACAACUUGACGACAACGGAAAACUGGAACCUCGGCUGCCUGUUUCUGCUCCUCGACGCAGACAGGGAUUUUGAGGUGCGUGUCUCGGAAGGGACGAUCAAACGCCCCAGACCUGAUGCCCGCGUCCUUUGCGAUGAAGAUCGCCGUCUGUUCCGCACUCUAGUCGACUACAAGAUGCUGGAGCAGAACCUGCAGACAACGCUUCAGGCGCGCCUGGCGACGUGCAAGACUGGCGAUGCGGGGAGUUGUGGUCAAGACGUCGGGUAUGACCGGAUCUACCAGCACAUGAGCGAUGAGCACGGCGGCUGGUGGGAUAACCGAGACGAUGAAGAUGUGGAGGAUGAGUGGGAGUACGAGUAUUGA